Nerophis lumbriciformis (worm pipefish) is the source of this 477-nucleotide messenger RNA. The record is from RefSeq and is a predicted model, not a curated record. Lineage: Eukaryota; Metazoa; Chordata; Actinopteri; Syngnathiformes; Syngnathidae.
UUUCCUGGUUGUCCUCCUCCUCAGAUGAACCAGGUGACUGCAACCUGCUGGAUUUUCCUCCUCCUCUCUGCAUUCCUGUGCGAGCCCACACUAUGCAAAGGGGGACGCGGGGGAUCUCGGGGAUCGUCCAGAGGAACCUCCGCUCGUAGCUCCACGGCGGGCUCCUACCGCGGACCGGGCGGCUACGGCGGCCCGCGCUCUCGCUUCAGGGCGGCGGGGCGGACGUCCCCGGUACGGGUGGCCGCCGCCGCUGCUGCGGGGGCCGCGGUGGCCUUGACAGCAGAUAAAUGGUACGCAUCCGCCUACCGUCGCAGCAAUGCCGAUUCCGAUGAGGAGCUGGAUUAUUAUAACAGGACCGGUUACUUUGAUGCCCAUAUGUCUGGCUCCACAUUGGGAGCGUCCUUCUGCCAAAUGUUAACCAUCACCAUGGCAACACUUUCCUCCAAAUAUACACUCUUUUGGGACUCCAUGCUGUAG